Molecule: messenger RNA, 7831 nt
Organism: Schistocerca piceifrons (Central American locust)
Lineage: Eukaryota; Metazoa; Arthropoda; Insecta; Orthoptera; Acrididae
Product: protein FAM76A
Exons: 6
Coding region: 121-1119 (332 amino acids)
Source: RefSeq, a predicted model, not a curated record
GGCGUUGUAGCUGUUGAAAGCUGUCGGUUGGUGGAUUUGUAGUUUGUGUCGCAUUGUGUUUUAAUUGUACAAAUUUGUAAAUUAAAAUUUGUUAUGAUUCUUGUGGAAACAGACUAGAAAAUGAACAUGUCCGCCUUAUUUGCGUGCUCCAAGUGUUUCUCGAGGCACCCUUUCGAGGAACUCUCCGUUGGCCAACAGUUGUGCAAAGAAUGCCGUGGCGCUUUUCCAGUUGUGAAGUGUACUUACUGCAGGUCUGAAUUUCAGCAGACAAGUAAAGGAAGCCCCAGUGCAAUUUGUAAAAAAUGUGAGCAGAAUGUAAAGCAGUUCGGUAAACCUUCAGCUUGUGAAUAUUGCAAUACAAUAGCAGCAUUCAUCGGGAACAAGUGUCAACGUUGUACCAACUCUGAGAAGAAAUAUGGUCCUCCGGUGACUUGUGAACAGUGCAAACAAAAAUGUGCUUUUGAUAGGAAAGAUGAAGAUAAGAAGGUUGAUGGAAAACUUCUUUGUUGGCUGUGCACACUGUCAUACAAAAGAGCUCUUGCCAAGACAAAGCAAACAGAUGCCGAAAGAAGAGCUCACCUGAAACUUGCAGCCCAACGAGCCGCAAAGGGGAAAGAUAUUAAGCACAAAAGUCACAGCAAGCGACCGCACCGUGUUGAUGUUACUAAACUUACUGCUGCUCCAGAUGGCAUGGACAAAUCAGAUGGCAUUCCUCCAGCUAAACUUGCUCGCUCCUCAGGAAACAAUAGGGGAGAUCCACUUGAUCCGAAUUCUUCAGACCAUGUUGUUGCGAUGACACAGCUCAAAGAACAAAUUGCAUCUCUGCAGAAACAGCUCACCCAAAAGGAUGCCCUGCUGCUUUCUAAAGAUAAACAGAUGACAGAGCUCAAGGCGAAACAUUUUACCACUGAGAGUGAGUUGAGGAAUAAAAUGAAGACAAUGCAGAAGGAGCAUGACAACAAAGUGGAACAGUUACACUUGAAGGUUAAAUCACUGCAGAAGGAAGUAGCAACACUUUCCAAGAGCACAAAGAGGCAAGGUCUACUUGCAAAUAAGGAUGGUCUAAGUGGUGGUGGCACAGGCAGCGGUAGUGGCACCGACAGUCCGUCACUUGCUUGAUUUAUCUGCAUCAGUGACAUUCCCAUGACCAAAGGCUCCAUAACAAGUCCAUCUGAUCUAUUUUAUUGUGGUAUGUGUAUUGCAUUUCUUCAUUUGGCACAAUGAAGAGGGACAUCUGUUACUCAGUUAUUUUUUGUGAACUGUAAUCUCUUAAGUCUUUUAUGACAAGCCAAGACAUACCAGAAAGAUUUAAUCCACAUAAUCAUACCUGUAAAUGUACUGGUAGUGAUGUACCAGGUGUCAUUUUUAUCUUUUGUGAUGCUGAGCAUGUGUUCUUUAUCUAUUGGGCAUCCAUCACAGACAUUUUGAACUUCAUUGGGUGAGCUUUUAAAAAAAAAAAACACUUUUAUGUAUCAUUUGUGAUUGCAGUUUUUUACUUUAUUGUACUAUUCAUGUGAAAUUUUUUUAAAUAUUGCCCUUACCAUACUUUUGAUGAUUUUAGUAAUUUAGCAUAUUUUUAUAGUUUCACACAUUCAGAUCAAUCAUAAAAAAUGUACCUGAAACUGUUCUAGAGUCCAGCCCUAGAAAAUCAUUUUACCUUUUCAGGCCUUUAGCAAUGGUAUUUAGAGUUUUUUAAGAAAAUAAUGCAAAAAAAUAUUUGUGGUGACAUGUAGUUUUGGCUGUUAAAAAUAUAAAGUUUAUUGAUACAAGUGAUACACUAACUAUGGAGUAUUUAUUUGUAACAUCCCCAUGUAACUCAUACCAACCCUUUAAGUCAGGUUGGUGCCAUUUCUUACAAGUGAUUUUGAAUGUUACAUCAUAACAUAAAUAUUAAAUACUUUUAUAUAUUUCUCAAUUGUGAUGAUGUGCCCUGAAUUGUAGAGGCAAGUAAUUUAAUUUUGAGAUUUGGCCUAUUGGAAUACUGAUGUUUUGGAAUGUGCAGUGUGUGGGAAUUUGAAACUAAAGUGAAGAAAGAAAAUUCAAGAUGCUUGGCAACUUUGACAGCACUUUCUCUUAUGAUUGACACUUCAUGCAACAGAUGCAAUGUAGAUACGGUUAAUUUUUAUGCUUAUGGCUUCCGUAUAAUUUUGUUAAUUGAGUCUAAGCGUGGGCAUAAAUUAUAAUUGAUUGUGUUUAUCAAGUAAAUUGCCCUGGAAGUGUCAUUUGUUAAAACCUCAUUUACAGAUCCACGCAAAAGACAGAGGUCCAACAUUGUAUGAAAGUAAGUAAGGACAGGAAUGUCUUAUGUUUAGUGUUUGGAGAUAAUUAAGAAAAUAGUAAGAUAUUCAUGUAAGACAAAUUGUCCUGUUUUCUCCCUUAAUAAAUUGAAGAGUCACUGUAGUUAAUUGCAGAAUAUCUGUUCUUCCAAUAAGUAUUGUUUCUAAAUUAAUUUGGUCCCUGUAUGGCUCAUUCUACGUGUCAGUGUUUGGCAUAUUUAUCAGUUGCCUCCACCAUAUGUGUGUUUUCACAUGGACAUGCGUGGAAAGAAUGUUGUUUGUAUUUUUAUCCAUGAAGUAUUUCAUGACAUAAAGGCAAUAUUUUAAAAGUUUUAAAACCAUAUUUCUGUUUUAGAUCUAAAGAUUACACAGAUUCAAAUGUGGAGACAAAUCACUAAGCAUCAUCCAGAAGUGUUAGGCGGCAGGUAUGCUGUAUAAGAAUGAUGAUAGCAGCUUAAUCUUUCAAAAAUGCUGUUUGUUGUUGUAGUAUAUGGACAAAUGCAGCAUUUUCAUGUUCUCAGACACUUCUCUAUGGUGUUGAAGGUAUGUCCUCCACUGUUUUCAUUAUUCUCCAUCCAGGAUUUACCAUUACACGUGUUAAAAUACGAUUCUGUUUAAAUAGUGCUGGAUGAGAACUAACUCCUGUUUAUGAAGAAUGUAGCAAUUAAGUGACAACAUUUUUGACUUCACAGAAUUACGUAUAGAAAGUUUUAGUCGAUGCUCAUUUUAUUCACAAAUGUAUAUCCCCUUCUUUAUUAGUAGGGAGGAAGAAUUACAAAAGGUUUGCUGCUAUGAUAUUUGUGUGACAGUAGUAAGAGGAGAUGAAUGGUUUGUCAUAGGUUGAUGUUAAUGACAUUCAGUACCUAUUUUAUAGAGUUAUUGCAUUAUUACAUGAAGAAUUGUUUAGGCAGUCUAAUUUCAUGUACCUGUUAUUUUCUCUGCCCUAAAAGAUCACUGGAUGGCACCUACUACAUAACUGUAUGGCAAAACGGCAAUGGCUAUCGUUUGCUUGAAAUCAGUUUUUGCUCAAGUCAUAUCCUUAUGUAUCACAUUCUUAAUGUAUAAAAUUUUGAGUUAUCAAAUUUUUUUCCAAAAUUUUGUGUUAAGUUUGAUAAUCUGGUGUAUUUCUUUCUUUUAAAAACUGUAACCAUUAAUUUUAAUGCUCAGUGUCCUUGUUUUGGCAUUGUUAGUGUUUUUUGAGUAAAUGAUUGUUGUGUAAAGAGCAGUAUAAUUAAUAUUUGCAAUGUAGUUUUAAUUAGGUACAUAGAAUGUAUUGAUAAUUAAGUAGCAACAGUAUAGUAAAUGACAUGGCCCUCAAGCAAUGGUUUGCAUGUUUCUGAUUCAGUGUAACUUUGUAACAUGUAAUUGUCUAAAUGUUUUAUUUAAAUAUUGUAAGCUCUUUUUUUUCUAUGGAUUGGAAAGUUUAUUCAUGUAAACUCAGUUGACAAAAGACAAGUUUAACUGUAAACAAUAGGUGAAACUUUCUGUAUUGUUGUGAUGUUGACACUUGUACCAUUCAGUAUGGCUUUUUUUUGGGGGGGGGGGGGGGGUGUUGUAACAACUUCAUACAUGUUAACAAACUUAUUACAAUCAAAGUCGUCAUGUUGCACACAUUUUUGUUUGGAGUUGAUAGAUUGUUGUGGUUAUUACAGUAGAUGUUUAGCAUGCGACAUUUAUAAAUAAGCAUUUCAAAUUCUUUCUUUUUUGGUAUUCACUUUUGUUGCUUGGGGGUCAUAUUGCAGUAUUAAUUUUGAUACAUUGCUUCAGAGAAUAAUUCCGUUUUUGAUGUGAACAUUAUUUUACUAUAAGCGGAGGUCAUACCUGUUUUGUGGUAUUAGUUCCUGCAUAAAAGAUGAUUGACUUCAUUAGGACUUAACAGAAAACAGUGUUUUGGAACACAUUUUUUCAAGCAUGAUAGCAGGAAACUUAUUUUCACAAUAAAAUUUAUUUCAUAAUGCUUUGAUAUGAUAUAACAUGCUUAGUAAGUUCUGCUAAACAAAUAUGUGUACUAAGAGAUAUUUCUUUUGCCUCUGUUAAAAUAUUGUCCUAUUUGAAGAUUGUGUCCACAUUUUAUGUCACCGCACCACUGUUACAUGACCAUUAUUUGUGUGUGUUUAUGGGCAGAAGUAAAUUGCCGUACUCAUUGCAGUUACACUAGAACUUCAGUAGCUUAGAAAUGUAAGGGGCCUCUGCAGUGUUUUCCUAGCUAUAAUACAUUUCUGCACAUGAUUGGGUAUAACUGUCCAAGUUAUAAUUAGAGGAAUUUGAUGUGUUUUCAUUUUUGGAAGUUGUAAAGAUUUUUUUUUUUAAGUUCUCAUGAAUCAUGUAUGCAGUCUUUAGAAUAAUGCAAGAAGACAGCUUAUAGUCUGUUCUGUCGUUGGAAAAAUAAUAAAUAUUUUUACUUAUUGCAAUUUUAAUAUUAUAAAGUUGGCUCUUUCUGUAAUUUACAUUUGACUUCACUGAUUCUAAGUCAAAUGCCUGAAAAUCUAUUUAAAACAAAAUUUUUAUCAUAGUCACCUUGUGUGUAAUUUUGUGUCAGUGUUUCGAUCUCUAUGAAUUUAUUAGUUGUAACAUCACAAACGUGUGUGUGUGUGUGUGUGUGUGUGUUAGUUGAUAUAGUGUCAGUAUCUAAAAUGUGACAUACAUUUUAUUACAAUUUUUUUUAUUCAUUUGCCUGAAGAGCCAAUAUUUAAGAGUUUAAUUUGCAUGCAGUCUUAACAAAUAAAUUGUAACAUUAUUGUUCAGUUUUCCUCCUAAGAUACGGUCAUUGAAUUUCAUGUGCCUGUAUAGCUAUCCAUUUUGUGUGUGACUCCUUUGUUUCUUUUACCAGAUUCUGUGAUGAAAAACGUGUAUGAACUAUUCUCAGGGAUUGAACUAUAUGUCAUAAUGUAUAGACAUACGUUCUAAAUAUCUCUCCUUAUAUGUAGAUUUUUCAUAUAUGUGUUGGCACAGCCCAUCCCUCUCUUCAAGCAAUCUGCAGACCACAGAGGAAACACUGACAGAUUUGCAGUCACUUCAGAUUAAGAUGUCUGUUCUAGAUUGAGACAGCAUUCUAAAAUCAUGUUAUUGUCUCCAGUUACCAAGCAAGCUCUGUAUGCAGCUUGGCAGAUUAUGUUGGUUGAUAAGAAUGAAAGGUUCACAGUUUUUCUCAAGUCAGUGUUGCAGUUACAUAUCUGGUUGGCUGCAUUCCUCACUGUUAUAUUCCACACAGUUAACAUGUGUACAGUCCAUAGUUAAAUAUUUGACAGUUGUCAGUAGUAUGAUCAUAAAGGAAACAUUGGAGAAAUCCUCGUAUGAUUAUAAAGGAAACAUUGGAGAAAUCCUCUGACAUUACUGCUUGUACUCUAUUUUUGAAUGAAGUAAUUGACUCUUAAACUCUAAAUUAUUUCCAAUCCUCCCACUCCCUUUCAGUUAUCCAGCUAUUUUAGAUAGAUACAGAUUUUGCAGUAGAUACUUCCAAGAUUUUACCUAUUGUAUCCUUUCAGCAACUUUUGGAAAUUCAGGUUUAACACUAGCUGUGGCAGGCGAAGGAACUCCACCCCACCCCACCCCUCUCCUCUGCUCCCUAAUGGCAGUACUAAAAAAAAAAUUGUGUGGCUAAGAAAAGAGAGUGUUCAUGGUGACACUGUAAAGAAACAAUAGAGCACUUACUGAAUUAUGCCUUUGUGCCAAACUCAAGAUUAUUUAUUUGUGAGGUAACAGUAAAUAUGAGAACAGCAGAACUGUUGGAAUGGAAAAAGUUAACAGUUUACAGAAAUAAUUGGUAAAACAAAGCAAGAAUGCAAUUAAGUUUUGAUUGUAGAGGAUUCAAACAAUGGAAAAUCUAAGAUGGAGUGUGACAAUAUUACGGAAAAGAUAGUUGCUACUCACUAUAUAGCCGAGAUGCUGAGUCGCAGAUAGGCACAACAAAAAGACUGUCAGAAAGUGAGCAUUCAGCCAACAAUGUUUUCAUUGUAAAUAGACAAUGUACACACACACACACACACACACACACACACACACACACACACGGUUGUGUACGUGUGAGUUGUGUUUGCAUGAGAGAAUGUUGGUUAUCUUGUCUAUUUCCAACAAAUGCCUUGUUGGCUGAAAGCUCACUUUUUGAGUCUUUUUGUUGGGUCUAUCUGCGACUCAGCAUCUCUGUUAUAUGGUGAGUAACAAUUUUCCUUUUCAUAAUAUUAUAGAGGAAUUACCACACGAGGGAAAAUGUUUUGUGUACAAGCUGAAACAACAGCAUUCAAAUGGCAUAUCCUCAAUAAUGGGACAUAAUUUACAUUGUAAUGUUUUUGUUUUGUUUUUGCUGUAAUCUUAGUUUCUGUUAUGUUUUUGUCCAUCAAUUGAACAGUGUCUUACCAACGUUUUUAGUUCUGUUCUAUGUUAUAAGAUCAUGGAUAGGGAAACAGGUGUUGCAUUGGGGGCAUUGAGAAAUCUUUGAUUUCCACAUAAUAUGAUUGUUUACUCCCAUUUCUCACAUUUUCCAGCACCACAUGCUAUUUGUAGUGCCUAUAUAUUAUACUUAUCAUACUACACUGGUAUAUCUGUUACUUAUUCACGUUUGGUUGCCCACUAAGAAAUAUGUAACAAUGAAUGUGUAAGUUCUGUAAAAGUUUUGUAUUUGUAAUUUAUAUUUUCUUCAUUUUCUCAUUAUCAGCCUGUUGCCUAUGAAAUAUUGUUUGAAUCUAUAAAUGAUAUGUACAUAAUAUACCGCAAUGAUUUGUUAGUCAUGUUUUCUGCACUGUAGACAAUCUUAAAAUUUUUUCAGGUAUUACAAGGUCUUUAACUUACUCUGACUCUUGGUUGUCUGUUUCAAAGUGAUGAUUUAAAAUUUUCUGUCAUAGACAGUAAAAAUGUUUUAACUAUCAAGAAGACACAUUAUUUGCUGCAAGUGGAGGGACAGCAAUUUGUUAUGAUAGUAGGACACAGACCAUUGUCUAAUCCAGUGUUCAGUCAUUUCCACUUCUGUGGCAUUGAAGUAAAUGUAUCAUUUCUUCAUUGCUCGCAGUGUCUUAAAGAAGAAGGAAAAAUUCUUUAUCGGAUACUUAAAAAAUGUUUUGUGUUAAUGUUGUUGUUGUUAAAGAAAUGAUGUUUACAGGCACAACACCAAGACCUGUUAAGGCUGACAGUCCUGAUGUGGCAGGCUUUAACUCACCUUUCACAAAUACAUUGGUUUUUGCCCCCUAAAUUGUUUUUGUUUCACUUCCUUUCCUAAGAUGUUUUGUAUCAGUUUUCUUUUCUAAAAUGGUUUGUAUACUCACAUACUGACUUCGUAUUGUACUUCUUUUGAGACAGUGCAAUGGUGUAUUUCAAAUAACAGGAUGUCUUAAAAUCAUAUUGUUUAAAGAUAUUACAUUUUCUAUCAUUUCAUCCCUUUUUAGUGGUAAAGCAUAUAUUAGAUCUAUGAAUAUUUAUUUAUUACAGAUCAGAAAAGUGAAAUGUAUUUAAAUAUGAUGUAGUCUAAAUUUUAUUGUUGUGUGUAAGAUGUGCUUAAGUGUACCUGUUGUUUAUGAGCAAUUUAAUAAAUGAUCUUGUAUGGCCAAGACCUGAUUUCUUUGCAA